Penaeus indicus is the source of this 1439-nucleotide messenger RNA. RefSeq lists its product as uncharacterized. NCBI's taxonomy places the organism in Eukaryota, Metazoa, Arthropoda, Malacostraca, Decapoda, Penaeidae. The transcript has 2 exons. The record is from RefSeq and is a predicted model, not a curated record. Bases 173 to 1171 code for a protein of 332 amino acids.
CCCCCCACCAGGACCCUCAAGCCCUGUGGAAUUCUCAGAAGAAGCACCUGCCCAGUGUAAGGGGGAUGCAGUAGGACUCUCUGAGGAAGUACUGAAUGGGCCCUGUAAGAUCAGAAAAGGACUAAAGAUUUUUAAGUAUAAUGUAAAAGGAAGUGAAAGUGUUCAGACCCCCAUGAAAAAUGUCCGAUGGAUUGCUUUACCCACCAUGCCUAUUAGUACUAGUGCCUCUGGUAGGUCGCCCAUGCCUUCCAACUUCUUGAAGCAAAAUAUUUCUCCUGUCCAUGCCAGCUCAGUCAGCCUGCCCGUGCCUGUACAUUCUACUCCGGUAACUGCCAUUGCAAAAGAGACCUUUAAAGAUUCUCCCAAGUGUUACGAAACAACGAAAAAGGGCCUGAAGGAAAGGUACAAGCGACUACUCAACAAGCAUCGGCAGAGGUACUACCUUCUGCUCAAGAAGUACAGGUCAUUAGAAAAGAAAUACCACGUUGUUGAGGACGCGGGGAGUAGAGAGCAGGUGGUGAGAGACGCUCGCAAGUACCUGUCCGAUGAACACCUUCUCUUCAUGGAAAGCCAGAUGUUCCUGAGAAACAGAACGGGGAAGGGAAAUAGGUUUUCGAAGAAGUUCAUAAGGCUCAUGAUAAAGCUAUAUGAAAGAAGCGCAGCGGGAUAUCGAUAUUUGAGGAGCAUAUUCACCAUCCCCUCCGUCAAGACGGUCCAGAAGUGGCAGAACAGACUCUUUGAUUUAUUAGAUGAAAACGACAAGGAUCCUCUGGACGUAACGGAAAAUACUAAUCCAUUGGAAGCGGCGGAAGUUCACACUGUAGAAGCAGAAGCCUUUAUGAAUCAGCAGGAACCUGAAGCGACGACGAGUAGUGGGAAGGACGCAGAUCGGCACUUCCAGGCUUCGACGACCCUCUUCAGGAGCGUCGACGCGCCGGGAAGACCCGACACGGAUGGGUCCUCGUGCGGCUCUGGCUCCGAGGACUCGGAUGGCGUGGAUGACGAGGAUUUGGAAGAGGAGGAAGAGGAGGAGGAUGAGGAGGAGUACGAUGCGGGAGACAUGCAGCCUGAGCACCACGCGGGGAAGGACAUCUACCAGAAUAGCGAGACGAGGCCCGCUGACGAGAUCACCAUCGCGUGGGGGGAGCCCUGGUCAUCUGUCAUGAAUUGAGCUGCUGUUGCGCGGUUUUCAAGAAACGUUUUUCUGCCUUCUCGAUACAUGCAUAUUUCCUAAACGGUGUUAGUGAUUUUUUUUCUAUUCAGAAGCAUUAGUUUAGUUGUAAACCUUUUAGAAAAAGGUAAGAUUAUUUGAUACUAAUAAUCACAGCAUAAAAUGUGUGAUCAGAAUUUUGUAUUUGAUACCAUGUAUAUUACAUUGUUACAUGUUAUAUGUAUAUAUCAAUUUUAAUGUUCCUUUUGAAUAUAUCUUAUAUUGUCUA